CCCAAUGAUUGUUGCGUUGAAAGGAAGGAAGAACUUCUUCUCUUUCUUCUUGAUCGAUCGAUGAGGUGCCGUUACAGGCUGUCAUGCUUAACAGCUUUGGUGGAUGUCAUCAUCUAUCAUUCCGGCAUUCGACUUUGAUCCAUCAGAAUUUUUCUGAAUUUUCAAAAACAUACCGUACUUCCUCAAGUACCUUACCUUUUACGAUUACGUACACUCGUUCUCGUACUGGCAUCGUAUACCAAGGGAUCUUCCUGGCAUGAUACUCGCAGUCGAGGAACAGAUAGUGUUCACUGCAAUCCUAGUCUCUGUAAAAGCUUCAUUUCUGUCGUGAAUUCCAGUGCGAAAAAAUGUUGCCUUCCAGAGCAGCUGCAUCCACUUUUGCAACGCACAGGGAAUCAUCGCCCCCACCACAGCCUUCAACUGCUGUAGCAGACUCGACAACAGCCGUCACUGUGGAGCCAACUACGGCAGCGACAACCGCAGCAGUAACCRAAGCGCCAUCCGUGAAAGUCGAGGAAACGGCUGUAGAGAAAAUAGCCGAAACGGCAGCCCUAGUCGCGGACAGCGCUAAUGCGAAGGGCGCARUGGCAGCUGUCUCUGCGGUGUACGACGGCAAUGUCCUCCCCCCAAGCGGUGAUAGGAACAAUCCAACCGCAACUGCAGCUCCAAGCAACGAUGCAGCUGAACUCCAAACAUCCUCUGCAUCGUCGACAGCUAUUCAUGGUGGCAAAACUGCUGCGACAAGCAAUGCCACAACCGCCGUGAGCAACAAUAUACCUGCACCCGGUAGCAGCAAUGGCAGCGAAAGCAACAAUGCCAAUGUCAAUGCCUGCGAUAAACAGCAAAUCAACAAGCGAAAGGAACGAUUGGAACAAAAUCGCAUCAGCGCMAGGGAGUCGAGAAAGCGCAAGAAGUCAAUGAUUGAGGAAUUGCAGCGGACCGUUAUUGCCCUCACGUCCGAGAACAAGGACCUGAACAGCCGAAACCAAUCGCUGAGGUCUAACCUCGCUGGCAUUGGGCAAAAGGUGCGUUUCUUMACAAUUUUUGUUUCUUUUUCCCUUGGGAGGAAAACAGAAUUCAUGGGAGUAGUAUCGUAUUGUUGGGUAUGUUCGGUCGCGUGGUAGUUACGUGGCCAAUGAAGCUUGUUUCGUUAUCUCUGGUAUCCUAACCAAUUGUUGCUAUUGUCUAUCUACUGAUACAUUGCGAUGUAUGGUUAUGUGUUCUUGUUUGUUCUUUUGUGAAGUACCCAAACUCCGUUUCCAUCCAAGCAAUUCUGAGCGGGGUGCCGAAUCCUUCCCCCCAGCAACAGCGACACCAUCCCUCCCAGCCACAGCCCCACAGGUCUAUGCCCAGCACGGUAGCAGCACCAGGAGCUCCCCACAUACAGAUUGGUGGCCCCACCAUGACAACCAACUUUUUACAGCUCUCCCAGCAACAGCAGCAUCAACUUACGGCAGCGGCCGCGGCUUCCGUUCCCCAGGUCAUUCCCAACAUGGCGGUGGCUCCCCCACAAAUGCUUCCCUACAUCUAUCACAUUCCACAGCCCCAGCACCACCCAGCGCAURCCCURCAACAAGGAGCUCCGUCUACAGUACAAAUGAUGGCUCCUUCCGCGAUGGUGCAAGCAACGCAUUCCCUGGCCCUGGCUCCUAUCCCCCACGUGGUCGGUGGUCAAAUUCCCUCCGCAGCACCGACCACCACCAUUGUGGGACAGCAGCAACCUAUUGCCAUUGCUCCGCAGCCGUCCCACGUCAUACCGCCACAGCAGCAACAGCAACUGGUUACUUUGCAAACACUACCACAGGCCAUUGCGCCGCUGCCGCCGCAGCAUCAACAACAGCAUCAGCAGCAACAACAGCAGCAACAGCAGCAGCAGCAGCAACAGCAACAGCAGCAGCAGCAACGGUCUUACCCACAACAAGCUAUCCCACAGCAGUCCACCAUACAGAUUCUUGCACCAUCCGUACCGCCGCCACCACCACAGGCUCUCCCCGCACCGGCGGCAACCCCCACGGCCGCUGUUCCUGAGACGGUGAUUCGGUCUGAGGUCCCCGAUCCGAUGGCUGCUGCGGCCGCUGCAGCAACUGCAUCCGAGUCAAUCCAGCCGCCCGUGUUGGCAAACGYUCCUCCUCCGGCAGCSGUAGCGGCCCCCGUUGGUGGARUAGUGAUGCCACCGGGGAAUUAAAGGGAUGGACCACGGGGUUUGUAACUGGGAAAGAGCAACAUUCGCUAGAAAUAUUUUUUUGAAAUCGACGCAACUGUACAAGUACCAGCUGUUAGGAAUCAACGUAGAMUUUCAAA
Molecule: messenger RNA, 2301 nt
Organism: Pseudo-nitzschia multistriata
Lineage: Eukaryota; Bacillariophyta; Bacillariophyceae; Bacillariales; Bacillariaceae
Source: the annotation of a GenBank genome assembly